Xenopus tropicalis (tropical clawed frog) is the source of this 4469-nucleotide messenger RNA. RefSeq names its product CYLD lysine 63 deubiquitinase (gene cyld). Gene Ontology annotation, biological process: protein deubiquitination; ubiquitin-dependent protein catabolic process. The transcript is spliced from 19 exons. Gene Ontology annotation, molecular function: cysteine-type deubiquitinase activity; K63-linked deubiquitinase activity. NCBI's taxonomy places the organism in Eukaryota, Metazoa, Chordata, Amphibia, Anura, Pipidae. Bases 402 to 3329 code for a protein of 975 amino acids. Gene Ontology annotation, cellular component: centrosome; perinuclear region of cytoplasm; plasma membrane. The record is from RefSeq and is a predicted model, not a curated record.
ACGUCACAACUCUCGCGAGAUGAGACUUGUGGCGUCCGGAUUAGCUGUCAGACUGGAGCCUAGCAGCGGGACAUUAAUGGCGUUACUGGACGUUUCAGCAGCGAACCGGGACUGUGGGUUGUGUUAAGAAAAUCGCUGGGUUGCAUUUGUGUUGCUGACCUUCAGACUAUACAUGCAUUAAAUGCAUAUAAGUGCAUUUUGGAUGAUAACAUUUGGAAAGGUUGAUUCAUUAUUUCCACAAUGGAGAAUCCUGUGAAGGAGAGAAAAGUAUUUAUCAGGCUACUUGGGCAUUCUUCAAUUUUCAUGAUGUAUACAGUAAAUUCACAGCCUCAUAUGUAUUUUGCUGUUGUCGGUUCAAAGGAUCAGUGUCCCUGAGCUCUGUCACCACCUACCUUGUCACCAUGAGUGCAGCUCUCUGGGGGCAAGAGAAAAGCAGCUCUUCUUACUGGGAGGAGCGUAUUUUUUACUUGCUGCUCCAAGAGGCCAGUGUGCUUGAUAAACAAACCCAAAAGCAAAUCAAAGUUCCCAGAGGCAGCAUUGGCCAGUAUGUUCAGGAACGAUCGGCCGUGGCACAUAGCAGGGGCAUAACUUCCUCUAAAAGCAAAAAGUUGCAGAUAGCACUGAAGAUCCUGGAUCAGUCUCAUGCUCUCUUGAUUAUGGAUGAGAAAGAAGUUUAUGAAAUCGGGGAAAAAAUGGCUGAGUUGCUUUUAGCCAUUACAAACUGUGAGGAAAGGUACAGCCUCUUCAAGAAUAAGGCAAGACUUACGAAAGCCAUGCAGAUAGAGCCUGGCUCUGCAGUGCGGGUGUGUUUAAGGCCUGGAGAAAUCUUUCCUGGAGUUGUACGUUACAGGGGACCUUUGUUACCAGAUAGGUCUCCCAAUGGGAUAUGGUUUGGAGUAGAGUUACUGGAAGAUGGACGGGGCCAAGGUUUUACAGAGGGCUCCUACCAGGGCAAGCAACAUUUCAGAUGCGAUGAAGAAUGUGGAGUGUUUGUAGCUGUAGACAAGUUAGAGCUAUGUGAGGAUGACGAUGAGGACAUUGAGAGUGAUUAUGCAUCUCCUGCAGACAACAGUCAGUCAGAGAUCCCUCCCCUAGAGAUCAAUUCCAGAGUGUCUUUAAAGAUUGGGGAGGGUAUGGAGUUUGGAACUGUUAUAUUUUGUGAUGUUCUGCCUGGAAAAGAAAGUCUUGGAUACUUUGUUGGAGUUGACAUGGACAACCCUAUAGGAAACUGGGAUGGAAGAUACAAUGGAAUUCAACUCUGUAGCUUUGCAAGUGUUGAGAGCACCCUUCUUCUCCAUAUUAAUGAUAUAAUUCCAGAGUCCAUAACCCAGGACAGGAGACCUCUGAAAUUAGCAUAUAUGUCGAGAUGUGGCAGCGAAAAAAACUUGUCCAGUCAUAGCAAACCAAAGGUUACAGCAGGAUCUACCUCGGAGUCAGGAAGCCGGACACGUUCAGAAUUUUUUUAUACGUUAAAUGGAAGUUCGGUUGAAACGCAACACCAGUCAAAGUCAAAAAAUACUUGGUACAUGGAUGAAGCCCGUGAAAGAUCCUCCAGGGGAAGUUCUGGUGUUCAGGAGAACAGCCGCUGUGAGACUGUUGAAGACUCUGCAAAAUCGCUAACAGAUUCAUCCCAUGCUGCGUUUGGGCAUUGUUCUCCUCCUCUUCAACCUUCUGCAAGUAGCAGUUCUCCUGGUGAAAACAGAUUCCACUCCUUGCCCUUCAGCCUCUCUAAAAUGUCCAGUACCAAUGGAACAAUGGGUCAUACCCCCCUCUCUUUGUCUGUGCAGUCUGUUAUUGGAGAGCUUAACAAUGUAUCCCUUCAGGAUAUCCCACCUAGGUUUACUCAUAUAUCAAACUUACAUGGUCUAGAAGUGGGUUCAUUGGCUGAAGUUAAGGAGAACCCUCCUUUUUAUGGGGUGAUCCGCUGGAUUGGCCAGCCUGCAGGAGUUAAUGAGAUGCUAGCUGGACUAGAACUGGAGGAUGAAUGUGCAGGAUGCACAGAUGGCACUUUCAAAGGGACAAGAUAUUUCACUUGCGCCCCUAAAAAAGCACUUUUUGUAAAGCUAAAGAGUUGUCGGCCAGACUCUAGGUUUGCUUCGCUUCAACCAGUCUCCAACCAGAUUGAACGAUGUAAUUCUUUAGCUUUUGGAGGAUACUUGAGUGAGGUUGUAGAAGGGAACACACCUCCAAGAACAGAAAAGGAAGGACUAGAAGUGAUGAUAGGGAAGAAAAAAGGGAUCCAAGGACAUUACAACUCUUGCUAUCUUGAUUCAACAUUAUUCUGCCUUUUUUCAUUCAGCUCCGUAUUAGACUCAGUUCUCCUGAGACCUAAAGAGAAAACAGAUGUGGAGUAUUACAGUGAAACUCAAGCACUUUUAAGGACAGAAAUAGUGAAUCCUCUGAGAAUAUACGGAUAUGUUUGUGCAACGAAAAUUAUGAAAUUAAGAAAAAUUUUGGAAAAAGUAGAGGCGGCAUCAGGAUUUACAUCUGAGGAAAAAGAUCCAGAAGAAUUUUUAAACAUUUUGUUUCAUCACAUACUGAGGGUGGAUCCAUUGCUGAAAAUAAGGUCAGCAGGUCAGAAGGUACAGGACUGCUACUUCUACCAGAUUUUCAUGGACAAGAAUGAAAAUGUUGGGGUCCCCACAAUACAACAGCUUUUAGAGUGGUCCUUUAUCAACAGCAGUUUGAAGUUUGCAGAGGCUCCCUCUUGUUUAAUUGUCCAGAUGCCUCGGUUUGGCAAAGACUUCAAAAUGUUCAACAAAAUAUUCCCUUCCUUGGAUUUGAACAUCACAGAUUUACUGGAAGACACUCCCCGUCAGUGCCGCAUAUGUGGAGGUCUUGCUAUGUACGAAUGCAGAGAGUGCUACGAUGAUCCAGAUAUUACUGCAGGGAAAAUUAAGCAGUUUUGCAAAAUAUGCAACACCCAGGUUCAUCUCCAUCCUAAAAGGCAGCAUCAUAAAUUCAACCCAGUGUCUCUUCCUAAAGAACUCCCAGACUGGGACUGGAGACAUGGAUGUAUACCGUACCAGAAGAUGGACUUGUUUGCUGUAUUAUGCAUUGAGACCAGUCACUAUGUGGCAUUUGUUAAGUAUGGCAGGGAUGAUUCUUCUUGGGUUUUCUUCGACAGUAUGGCUGAUCGGGAUGGUGGCCAGAAUGGGUUUAACAUCCCACAAGUCACUCCGUGUCCAGAGGUUGGAGAAUACCUGAAAAUGUCCCUUGAAGAACUUCACGCCUUAGAUUCUCGAAACAUACAGGGCUGUGCAAGGCGGCUCCUGUGCGAUGCCUAUAUGUGCAUGUACCAGAGCCCUACUAUGAGUUUAUACAAGUAAACAGAUAUUUUGUUUAACACACACACAGAAAUGGUUGUUUGUACUGUAAGCCCCCUUUUCUGUCAGCGUAACCUGCCAGGGCAAGCCAUUUUAACACACUAAAUGUGUUCUUGUGUACUGGUUAGCAACUUGGCUAUUAGGCUAAUUUUCAUAUAUUUAAUAAGACUUUUUUGCACUUCCAAAGAGUUUUUUGUUUUUUUAACUUUGCAGAAUGUAUCAGACAGGGAGUUGAGUGAGGACUAAAGCGUUAAGUUAAGUGACUCAUGAUGAACAAAAAAUAUAUAUUAAACAGCACAAAUUGAAAGCACUGUUUUGUUUACAGCAUUUAUUUGCAAACGUUAGGCUGUUUUCUGUUCCACAAUUUCUACAGUAUUAUCUUGGUUCCCAUGGAUUGUUGCACGUUGGCAUCAUGGCUGAGGAAUGUAGCACAAUAACUCCUAUAGCCAAUAAUGGUUUUGCUGUUUUGCUUGCUAAGAUAUAAAUUAAAAGCUGCAAAACAGCCUUUGUACCUACUAGAAACAGAGAUGCUUUUUCUGCUUUCUCCUGUUUUUAACAUCAUUAACUGUUCUUGGUCCAGUCUGGUAACUUCUCAAAGUAUACUAGUAGGGUUUAAUGAAAUUUGCAACUAUGUCAACAUAGUUCUAAGACAUAUACCCCCAGCUCUGUGUAUCAAGGAGACUGACUAAUAGGCCUGCACUGAUUUUUAUUUAAUAUACCAGUAACAUUAAAAAGCGAAAAUAUUUUAUUUACAUUUAAUGUUUGUAUCUGAUUAUCCAGCACCUACAAAUAACCUCUUUCUAGGCUACAACCAUGUCAGGUUUUGAGUCUGUAUAUCCUGUAGAGAGCCAUGAAUAGCAUUCGGCUUCUGUUUAUCUCUCUGUGUAAGAACAAAACCCAUCGUAUUUUAUAGCGCUUAUCUGUUAUCUCUUGUGUAAACAAGUGCCUUUUUGCCCUAUUCCACUUGAAUGGCUGGCCCUGUGGCUAUACAGCAACAUAUUUAUAUAAACUGUUGUAAUGUUUCUGAAGCAAACGCUAUAUUUAAAUGCUUAUAAAACAUUUUCAUUUUUUGGUGUUACUGUUCUUUUAAUGGUAAAAUGUUGUUGGUUUUCUUGCCCUAAAUAAAAAUCGGUACUGACUGAU